This is a messenger RNA of Cooperia oncophora, 675 nucleotides long. The record is from the annotation of a GenBank genome assembly. NCBI's taxonomy places the organism in Eukaryota, Metazoa, Nematoda, Chromadorea, Rhabditida, Trichostrongylidae.
AUGGGAGACAUGUUCUUACUUUGGAAAGAGCACGGUAUUUUGCCUGAAUCCAGCGUUCGGAUAUAUGGCGCUGAACUCGCCUUAGCUCUGGACUUCCUGCACAAUAGCGAUGUUAUUUAUCGGGAUUUGAAGCUUGAGAACAUCGUAUUGGAUUCGAUUGGGCAUGUGAAAAUAGUGGACUUUGGAUUGGCAAAACACCUGAAGAGCGGCGAACAAACGAACACCAUCUGUGGAACACUGCAGUACAUGUCACCUGACGUCGCCGCAGAAAAGCACUACUCGCACUACGUUGACUGGUGGUCCUUGGCCAUUGUUCUUCAUAUUCUCAUCACUGGAAAGUAUCCAUAUCCCAACGCCAAUGCCACUCAUCAUAGUCAUCUCAGAUUCGUUGACUACAGCACUCCUUUGACCUGUAGCCAAGAGCUGGGAGACUUAUUUGAUCAGAUGUUGGCAUUUCCACACACGACACGACUGCGAUCAUUCGAAGCCUUUCGCAAGCAUAAGUUCUUUGCAAGUAUCAAUUUUGACGAUGUGGAAGCUUUAAAGUACAAUCCCCUGGAGGAUGUGUUGAAGAAUGGGAAGACAACAGCUGUGCUGGAUGUUAUCGAUUGGGACUCCGAAGAAAAUCUCGGAUGUUUUAACGAGAAUUAUGAGGUCGGUUUUCAAGCAUGUUGA